UAACCAUUUCUUCUCUGCACAACCUUAACAAUAAUAAUAUCUCUCUUCUAAGUAAAAAAAUGGCAAUGAAUGGUUUGUCCAAGAUGGCUGCAGCCGCCGCAACUGCUCUUCUCCUAGUCCUGACCAUUGUCCCGGCCACAGUAGCUGUGACUUACACGGUGGGAGACGGUCAACAAUGGGACAGUGGUGUGGACUACACAGUUUGGGUUGCCGGAAAGACUUUCAGGGUUGGUGACAUUCUAGAGUUCAAGUAUGGUCGAUCACACUCGGUGGAUGAGGUUGACAAAGCCGGAUAUGAUGGCUGAGGUUGACAAAGCCGGAACCAUUCCGAUGGAGACACCAAAAUCGAUCUUAAGACAGUAGGAAUAAAGUAUUUCAUCUGUCCUACACCUGGUCAUUGUGCCAAUGGCAUGAAGCUAGCCGUUACUGUCUUAGCCGCCUCUGCCGGACCUCCGGCCACUCCCACGCCCCCGUCUACAACUCCGGGAACUCCUACCACACCGGACUCACCUCCGGCUGGCGGAUCACCCACCACACCCACACCUGAUUCAGGGUCAACUUCUCCUCCUCCACCAAAGCCAAGUGGUGCGUCAAAGGGAGUGAUGAGUUACGUUUUGGUCGGAGUCUCGAUGGUUUUGGGUUAUGCUUUGUGGAUGUAAUUGGUUUAGUGAGCCAGGGUGGAGUCAGUGCUUUUGCUUUUUAAAUUAUUUUGGUCUUUGGUUGUAAGAGAAUUUGGGUAUGUGUGAUACGUCAGAAGCUCUUCAUUAUUCGUAGGAUUUUAUUAUUCGGCAUUUGAUUAUCGUUAUCAUCAUCACAUUACUCACUUAUUGUUGUAAUAAAUUAUUACUUAAUUUUUCCUUUCAUU
Molecule: messenger RNA, 865 nt
Organism: Arabidopsis lyrata subsp. lyrata
Lineage: Eukaryota; Viridiplantae; Streptophyta; Magnoliopsida; Brassicales; Brassicaceae
Product: uclacyanin-2
Exons: 3
Cellular component (GO): plasma membrane
Molecular function (GO): electron transfer activity
Source: RefSeq, a predicted model, not a curated record